This is a messenger RNA of Alnus glutinosa, 627 nucleotides long. RefSeq lists its product as uncharacterized. The transcript has a single exon. Bases 1 to 627 code for a protein of 208 amino acids. The record is from RefSeq and is a predicted model, not a curated record. Lineage: Eukaryota; Viridiplantae; Streptophyta; Magnoliopsida; Fagales; Betulaceae.
AUGAAACAGAUCUUACUAGAGGAAAUUAAAACUUUUGAAGGUUUAGAAGAUGAGCGCCAGUUGGCAUGGGAGGAAAGAGAUAAGAGGGAGCAGCUGAAAGUUGACUUGGAAAAAGUGCUCUGUAUGCAAGAAAUAAGUCGGAGACAGAAAUCAAGGUCGACUUGGUUAAAAGAGGGGGACCGUAACACCGGAUUUUUCCAUCGUCUUGCCAAUUCUCAUAGAAGAAACAACUUUAUUUCCAGUCUUUGUAUUGAAGGUAAUGGUACUUCGGAGCACGAGAAGAUAAAAGAUUCAAUCACUCAAUACUAUAAGAAACUCUUUUCUGAAACAGCCCCUUGGAGACCCAAGUUAGAUGGAUUAGAUUUUCCUGGUCUAGACCCCUUAGAUGUGGUUUGGCUCGAGAGACCGUUCCAAGAGGAGGAAGUUCUUCAAGCUUUGCUUAGCAUGGAUGAAGACAAAGCUCUGAGCCCCGAUGGUUUCUCUAUUGCUUUUUAUCGUUCCUGUUGGUCUAUAAUUAAGGCUAAUCUUAUGAGUGUCUUUCACAACUUUCAUAAGCAUGAGAGGUUUGAUAAGAGUCUUAGUGCUUCUUUUAUCGCUCUCAUCCCAAAGAAAGACUGGACAACUUGA